AUGGUUGAACCGCAUACUUGUCUUACAGAUAACUAUAAGGAGGAUCAUCUCAAUUUGAAUGAUAACAUGAUUGCUACUUCAUUAAUACCAUAUGUUAUGCAAAAUCCAGACAUAAAUAUUAAGAUGAUCCGUGAAAUUAUCAAAGGAAAGCAUCACUAUACUCCUAGUUAUAGAAAAGCACAAAAAGGUCGAAGAAAAGCAUUUCGAAUGGAGAAAAAGUUUGUGCAACGGAUGCAACAAAUCAAAACAUUGUCUCUUGCAGCAUAUGAAUGGUUAAAUGAAUUUUCUUUGAAAAACUGGACUAUGUAUAAGGAUGGUGAUCGUAGAUGGGGUGCCAUGACGAUAAAUGUGUCUGAGUCAUAUAAUGGUUUAUUGAAAAAAGCUCGAGGGCUUCCUGUGACUGUCAUGGUUCGAAUGACGUUCAAAGCUCUCGUUGAUCAUUUUAUCGAAAGAAAUAAUCUUGCAAUUGCAUUACUUCAAAGUAAUAUGUCAUGGCCUCUUGCGAUAGAUAAAAAAUUUAAUGAUUAUUAUCAAAGAGCUCAAGGGCACACAUAUAUGAUGACUUACAACACAGGUGAUGGAGUUUUUGAAAUUCUUACUUUUGCUCAUGAUGGUAAAGGUGGAAAUGUCCACAAGGUUACUACAAAAGGUAAGAAAUGUUCUUGUGGAAAAUGGAGAAAUUAUUAUAUGCCUUGUUCGCAUGCCAUCAAAUUUGUGGACUUCGCGGAAUCGAGCCAAAAUCUUAUGUAA
Messenger RNA from Solanum pennellii, 750 nucleotides. RefSeq lists its product as uncharacterized. The transcript has 2 exons. NCBI's taxonomy places the organism in Eukaryota, Viridiplantae, Streptophyta, Magnoliopsida, Solanales, Solanaceae. The record is from RefSeq and is a predicted model, not a curated record. Gene Ontology annotation, molecular function: zinc ion binding. Bases 1 to 750 code for a protein of 249 amino acids.